Ramularia collo-cygni is the source of this 1095-nucleotide messenger RNA. RefSeq lists its product as uncharacterized. The transcript has a single exon. The record is from RefSeq and is a predicted model, not a curated record. The coding region runs from base 1 to 1095 and encodes 364 amino acids. Lineage: Eukaryota; Fungi; Ascomycota; Dothideomycetes; Mycosphaerellales; Mycosphaerellaceae.
AUGGCCUUUGUCUCCAAAUCGCGCAAAGUGCGCUUCUCCCUAAACCUCAAAAUCCACGACCUCAACAACGUACCCCUCGUCUCCGGCACUUCCUUUAUAAAAUGGCACCUCCCCGCCUCGACAGCCGCCGAACAUCGAGGCCGAACAGCCAAAUCCCCGAUUAAAGACCACCGCGUUGUCUACGAUUACGAAAAAUCCACGACGCUGCGACUAACAGUCUCCAAAUCCGGGCAACUGCAAGAAUGUAACAUAGCGUUCGAAGUUCAGCAGGAAUAUUCCGCCGGAGGCAGAGGAGAGAGAAUCACAUUAGGACAUGUGACUUUGAAUCUCGCAGAAUAUGUGAAUGCUUCAAUGGAGCCAGCGAGUCCAGGCAAGGAUGGAGAAGAGGGGAUUACGAGGAGGUAUUUGAUGCAAGAGAGCAAGAUCAACAGCACCUUGAAGAUUGGGAUCAAAAUGCAAUAUCUCGAGGGCACGAGAGAUUUCCAUGCUCCUGCAUUACGAUCUGCGCCUGUCUUUGGGGGAAUCGCAGGGAUUAUCAGUUCUUCCGAUCCAGUCAAUGUGGGCACGAUACAGCAGCGGGAUGAGGCUUUGGCGCGGGGAGUGGGAGACGGGGAAGAUGCGGCUGCGAUACCGAAUCUCUCCAUGUCUACGAAUGGGAAGGAAGUUGGGGAAAUGCAGGACAUGUAUCGCAAGACUCUCUCUGCCUUCUGGUCGAGUCAACCAGGGGAGUUAAAAGCAGAUGAAUGUAUCGAGGACAUUUUCGCUGGGGGAGAUGGAUGGGGAAAGGGAGGGAGACCAGGUGCCAUCAACACCGCUGCUGCGAACCAGCAAAGUGGAAGUCAUCCGGGUUCGGGUGCUUCCACUCCCAACAAUCCUGAAGACAACCUGAACAUUUCAACGCGAGGCGAGGCGGGCAGGGGAUCGAGUUCCAUAGGACCCAUGUUACAUCGGCAUGACUUCUCCGCAUCGAGGCAUGGCCAUCAUCAUCAUCAUAACAAAGCGCAGAGAAAAAUGGCUGGGGCAGAGGAAUUGGAUGAAAUGGAUGUUAGGGAUGAUCUGAGAGGGUGGAGGAUUGGAGAGGCGGCUCAUUCUUGA